AUGAUGCAUAGAGAGUCUUGUGCCUGUGGGAUGGACAGUUUAGAACUGUUUCAAACCUCGCCUACGAAUGUUACUUUAGAAGAUUCGAAAUGGAUGGAAUAUUACCCUAUAUCCAGUACCCUCCAAUCGGACACGGCCCCCAUUGAAUUUGAAAUCAAGGGUCAAGGAGAUGAAUACAUUGAUCUCUCACAAACUUAUCUCCAAAUGGUGUGUAAAUUCACCAAAGACGACGGGAGUAAUUUGACGGGAGACCAUAGUACUUCGACUCCCGUUAAUAACAUCUUACAUUCAUUGUUCACGGAAAUCGAUGUGAGUCUCAAUGGGAAAAUCAUUACCCCGGGAACGGACACCUAUCCCUACAAAGCCUACUUUGAGAAAUUACUAUCUUAUCAACCCAGAACAUUAGAGACUCAGAUGAAAGCCUGUAGUUUGUGGGUCAAAGAUACCGCUGGACACAUGGAUGAUCUCAAGUAUGCCGCCGCCACUCAAGCAAAAACUGCUUUUGCUGUCGCAGAUGAUGAGGUGAACAUCGAUGCGACACAAUUAGCCUUGACCUACCCCAAUGAGUCUAAGAAUGACGGAUUGAGAGAACGCCACAAGGCUAUAGACGCUAGCAAAAAGAUCGUGUUGAUGGAUCGUUUACACAUAGAUUUGUUUCAACAAGAGAAAUUUCUGCCUAAUGGGGUAGAUGUGCGCCUCCGAUUUAAUAGAGCGAAACCCCAAUUCUACAUGAUGACAGCCGCCUUGAGUAGUGGUAAAGUUUCUAUUCAAAGUAUCGUGAUGUGGGUGAGAAAAAUCAAACCUACCCCUGCCAUACAGAAUGCCAUCAAUCAGCGCUUGAAUUCAGAGACAGUUAAAUAUCCGCUGAGAAGAGUAGAAGUGAAAACCUUUACGAUCGCCACGGGGUCACAAUCAAAAAUCACCGAUCAUCUGUUUCAAGGACAAAUGCCUAAACGUGUUCUCUUAGGCUUUGUAGAAAAUGCCGCUUUCAACGGAGAUGCUACUAAAAAUCCUUUUAAUUUUAAACACGAGAACAUUAAGAAAUUAGAAAUAAGUAUCAACGGAGAAACCAUGACCACUCGGCCCUUUGAGCCCGAUUUUGCAAAUGAUCAGUACCUAAGAUCUUAUUUGAGUCUGUAUCAAGGGCUGGGGAAAUUGGGAGGAGACUGGGCCCCAGACAUUACCCUGGAAGAGUAUAAAAACGGGUACACGCUCUGGUGUGUGGAUUUUACGAAAGAUCAAGAAGCUCAACUAGAGAAAUUUCAUCUAAUUGAAACUGGAAACUUGAGAAUAGAAGUUCAAUUUUCAAACAACUUAGUUCAGACUUUAAAUUGUGUGGUCUAUGCCGAAUUCGACAAUUUGCUGGAAAUCAACAAACAGAGAGAAGUCAACAUUGAUUACUAA
Molecule: messenger RNA, 1404 nt
Organism: Magallana angulata
Lineage: Eukaryota; Metazoa; Mollusca; Bivalvia; Ostreida; Ostreidae
Exons: 1
Coding region: 1-1404 (467 amino acids)
Biological process (GO): deoxyribonucleotide biosynthetic process
Cellular component (GO): cytosol
Molecular function (GO): ribonucleoside-diphosphate reductase activity, thioredoxin disulfide as acceptor
Source: RefSeq, a predicted model, not a curated record